Molecule: messenger RNA, 348 nt
Organism: Puccinia graminis f. sp. tritici CRL 75-36-700-3
Lineage: Eukaryota; Fungi; Basidiomycota; Pucciniomycetes; Pucciniales; Pucciniaceae
Exons: 4
Coding region: 1-348 (115 amino acids)
Source: RefSeq, a predicted model, not a curated record
AUGGCUGAAUUGAGUCAAAUACCCACGUAUGGAUCCAGAGUAAACUUCGGAGCUCUAGAACCUGCCAUCGUCAUCUUAACUGUGGCAUGCAAAUUAGCAGUCUCGUUCCCAUGCAACGAGAUCGAGAAGCCCAAGGCCGCUUGCCGUGUCGUCGUUAGGAGUCCCAGAGGCUAUCUUUUUAAGCUGGCAUAUGCCAAGCAGAACUCGAAUAACAAGGGCGAUUAUUACUGCGAAUUGGAGCCCAAAAAAGAUGUCCAGUUUUGUUGCAAGCCUGGUGUGAUCGAGGGUUUUCCCCCAACCGCAUAUCCCAAUUUCGUCGACGCCGGCUGCACACACAUCACGAAUUAG